AUGGGUUCAAAAAUCAGACGACACCGACGUUGAGCGCUUUCAUCUCCGCCAUCUCAGAACUUCUCCGCAGAGCGAAGCUGAGGGUCCUCGUAAUCAGCCACCGUAACUCUCUCUCUCUCUCUCUCUCUCUUUCUCCGCAGCCACAGUGAAGUUGCUGCUACUGAGAAUUCUCUGCUUUGCGCGGGCUCCAAAUUGCUGCCUCCAGCAGUUUCAGUAACUGACGUAGCCGGACAGUCGAAGUAUGUGACGAGUUGUGUCGGAAUUUGGACAAGUGACAAGGGUUUUUGAUCGGUUGAAGCAUGAUAACCGCUAGCGAUUUUUGAAACUCCUGGGGCUUCCGCAUUUCAGGUCACGCGAGCAAUUCGGGGGUUCGCUUUCAAUGCUGUAGUUGCCGAGUGUGGUUGCCACGAUCACAUGGCGUACCAUCAAUCCGCGAGCAUUCACGUUCAUUCCUUGUGGAGGAGUUUCAUCUGGUCCAGGACUAACUUGGCAAGACCCAGAAGCAUUGGCAGAUUAAAUCCCACAAACCGUCUACCCGUUUCAUCGAGAAAGGGCCACUAUAUGCUGGCAAAACGUUCGUUCGCAACUCUACCUGGAGUUAUCACUGCAACUUCUUCUAGGAAUUCGGUGAUUCCUUCUAAAACUAGUCUCAUGGUAGGCCAAGAUGCACUUUUGGAUCCAGUCAAUCAGGAAGAAAGAGAAGCAAAGGCCGAUUCUUCCGGGGGCAGGGUAAUGCUAGUUGAUGGCACAUCAGUUAUAUAUAGAGCAUACUACAAGCUUUUGGCCAGGUUGCAUCAUGGGCACUUAUCACAUGCAGAUGGGAAUGGAGACUGGGUUUUGACUAUUGUUACAGCUUUAUCUCUUAUCAUUGAUGUCCUUGAAUUUGUCCCUUCCCAUGCAGCAGUGGUAUUCGACCAUGAUGGAAUUCCAUUUGGUCAUACUUUUAAUCCGUCCAAAGAAAGUGUCAUGGCUAAAGGUCUGAAUUUUCGGCAUACUUUAUACCCAACAUACAAGAGCAACCGUCCCCCCACACCAGACACCAUUGUCCAGGGACUCCAAUACCUGAAAGCAUCCAUCAAGGCCAUGUCCAUCAAAGUAAUUGAGGUGCCUGGUGUUGAAGCUGACGAUGUGAUUGGAACCUUGGCUGUGAGGAGUGUUGAGGCAGGCUACAAGUGCAUCUUUCUACAGGAACUACUUGAUGCCGUCAAUCUUCUGUGCCUAAUAGGGGUCCCAACCUUUUCUCAGGUUCGGGUCGUCUCCCCAGACAAGGACUUUUUCCAGAUUUUGUCUCCUCCAUUACGUCUUCUGCGCAUUGCUCCGCGUGGUUUCGAUAUGGUCUCCUUUGGGAUGGAGGAUUUUGCUAAAAAAUAUGGAGCUCUAGAGCCUUCUCAAUUUGUUGAUGUCGUGUCACUUGUAGGUGACAAGUGCGACAAUAUCCCGGGAGUUGAAGGGAUUGGCAAUGUCCAUGCAGUGCAACUGAUUACUAAAUUUGGCACAUUGGAAAAUUUGUUGCAAUGUGUGGAUCAAGUUGAAGAGGAGCGGAUAAGAAAGGCUUUGAUAGCGCAGGCUGAUAAUGCUAUCCUCAGCAAGAACUUGGCAUUAAUACGUUCAGAUCUUCCGUUCUACAUGGUACCAUUCACCACUGAAGAUCUCACAUUUAAGAAACCUGAGGAUAACGGGGAGAAAUUCACCAGCCUUCUAAAAGCCAUUGGUGCAUAUGCUGAAGGAUUUUCAGCUGAUCCAAUCAUUCGAAGAGCUCUUAAUAUGUGGAAGAAACUUGAACGGCGGUGAUCAAUUGUACUUCUUGUACAGUCGAUCAAUAGCCACCAAUAGCAUGGUACCCCUGAGUGAAUAUUCUUCAGCGACAUUGGUCGAAGAUUAUGGGUCACCUCCUCCUCACAAUUAUUUCUGCAGAGGCUGGAAAAGGAAACCCAUGGCUCAGUAUGUGAAGAUAGUAGGCUUCAGAACUGCAUGGAAGAAUAGCUACUUAAAUAACAAUUUCUGAGGCCUUUCCAUUUUCACGUGUAUUCUUGCCCGUUUUGCUGCAUUGAGACUCAAUGCUGCACCAUCACCUGUUUCAUGGAAGGGUGACGGAAGAAUGAUAAUGUGUUGAGCGUACAAGGUGGAGAUUGAUACUGUUUUUGUGUCAAUGGUUUGUGGAUAAAAUCUAAUGGGAACAAUCGGCUGCCAAAGCAAGAAACAUGGCAAUACUUCUCUCCUGUUAAUCGAUCAUAAGUGCAAUUUUCCUCUUCAUGUGCAAGCACCGAAGCAGUGCUGUAAGAUUUCUGCUGGUUUUGUAAGAUUACAUUUCUCUGAAUAUAAUCUGCGGAGAGAUUAUUAAAUUGGAUGAGUAAUUCCCUACUA
Messenger RNA from Rhodamnia argentea, 2364 nucleotides. Its product is annotated as flap endonuclease Xni. The transcript is spliced from 16 exons. NCBI's taxonomy places the organism in Eukaryota, Viridiplantae, Streptophyta, Magnoliopsida, Myrtales, Myrtaceae. The record is from RefSeq and is a predicted model, not a curated record. Bases 415 to 1791 code for a protein of 458 amino acids. Gene Ontology annotation, molecular function: DNA binding; 5'-flap endonuclease activity. Gene Ontology annotation, biological process: DNA replication, Okazaki fragment processing.